AUGGCUCAUCCGAGCGGUAGACCCGCCGAAGCAGUCGCUCGUCUGCGGACACUCGGAUUCGACCCGGAGACGCUGCUUCACCAGUAUCAAGAGCAAGGAUACGUGAUUAUCGACGGUGUUCUUUCCUCCGACACAGCCUCGCCGCUUCACAUUGACUCGCUUCGCAAGCAUGCCGACGUCGCAACUCGGCUCACCCGAGACGGGCUCUGGCCUCACCGACGAGUGGUGGGCAACGCGUUCCCGCCUUUCACCAAGGACAAUCGAGACAGCUGGGGCGUGCAGCACAUCAUGAAUCCGCAGCUAGACGUCGCGGGGCCGUCCCAGGGCGCAUCGCUGUCGAGCACAUUCCAGCGCUUCUAUGGCAGCUCACCCUUGCUCGAAAUUGCUUCACUCUUGAUCGGUGCCGAGGUGAAUGACAUGCAGAUGGAGCUGUUCAAUCUUCUCAUCAACCCAUCGUCCCAUCGUUUCGCGCUCGGUUGGCAUCGAGACGACAUCCGGCCGGAUGUGUCGCAGAGCGAGGAGCAAGCACGGCUGAAUACGCCAACGUAUGGUGUGCAGUUCAACACGGCCUUGUACGACGAUGAUUGUCUAUUUAUCGUGCCUGGCACUCAUCGUCGGUUGCGCACACUGAAGGAGAUCGAGGCGAACAACGCCAAAGCACCGUCAGCAACCCAAGUGGACCCAUCACAACCAGUUAUGCAGCAGGAAGAGGGCUUCGCAGCAGACGGAUCCUGGAUUGGAAUCGAUCCGCCCGACACAGUGAGGGCCAAGCUCAAGCCAGGACAAACGGCGUUCUACUCACAGCGCAUCUUGCAUCGAGCUAGCUAUCUGCCAAGUGCAAAGCGAGCAACACUGCACGGCUGCUUUGGCGAUGCAUCGCAGGGUGGGAAGGGCACAGCAGAGAGGGCAAGAAAUGUUCUUCAGCACGGUGUCGAGUGGAUGCGAGAUACUUCCUUUGGCGAGUCGCUGCCAGAGGCUCUGAAGCCGAUGUGGGCCAAUCUAAUACGUAUGGAUGCCGCGUUUGCGGACAAGCAGCUUGGAUUUUCGCUUCAGAACGAUUAG
Molecule: messenger RNA, 1062 nt
Organism: Kalmanozyma brasiliensis GHG001
Lineage: Eukaryota; Fungi; Basidiomycota; Ustilaginomycetes; Ustilaginales
Product: Phytanoyl-CoA dioxygenase
Exons: 1
Coding region: 1-1062 (353 amino acids)
Source: RefSeq, a predicted model, not a curated record